AAGAGGCUGGAAAAGUAAGUGUUACUAAAAAGAAACAGCUGGAGGUAAGCUGAAGGGCAGUAACAUGACUGGGUAUAAAAAGAGUAUCUUCGAGAGGCAGAGUCUUUCAGAAAUUAAGAUGGGAUGGAAUCUGGAUGGAAGAAUAUGUUGCUCUAAAACCAGUAUAUACCUUUCAGCAUUGAUGUUGCCUUUCCAGAUGUGCAAGCUGCCCUUUCCAUAAGCACUAAUGCACCCUCAUACCAUCAGAGAUGCAGGCUUUUGAACUGAGCGCUGAUAACAAGGCAGAUGGUCCCUCUCCUCUUUAGUCCUCUUUAGUUUAGUGGACGCGGCGUCCAUGGUUUCCAAAAAGGAUUUCAAAUUCUCAUAAGAAGCUAUGAAAGCGGUGAACGUGGUGCUCUGUACCGAAAGAAGUGGAGAGCGGCGUGCAAGCAUGCGGACCCUUCCCCAAGCCAGGACAGCCACUAGGAAAGAAGAACUCCACCUAGCUGCCUGUUUUGGGAGGUGGGAGGAAACUGGCGAACCCAGAGGAAACGAUUGCAUAGAUGUGAAGAACACGCAAAAACACUUCACAGUUUCACAGUAACCUGAGCCAAGUAUUGAAAUGAGGACUCUGGGGGUGUGAGGUGACAGUGCUACCUGCUGCACCACCUUGCUGCCUAUUGUUGAAGAUUUGAUCAAAUUGAAUUAUUGAAUUGAAUCACAAUUUCAACAUGGAAUCCAUGUGUGAAAUUUAACUUCAUUUACACCCCCACAAAGAUAGUAUUACAGAACUGUAGCGUUAUUCUACACGCACAAGCUGUUUCCUUCAUCACAGAGGUUACUUAAGAUACACACAAGGUGAGAGCUAACACCUCUGGUCCCAUUGUGCAACGCUGCUUAUUUUGAGCCGUGAUUAGAACGCACUGACACUUCAUUUAUCUUCAGAUAUGCUCAGUGAGAAAAAACUCAUAUGCACGUAGAUACAGAUUUUUAAAAAAAAUCAAUACAACACCGGUAGCGAUGGAUGUGCAUGUACUUUCCUUGGUCUUUUCCUCCACAAAUAUGAUCCACAACAUAUAGCUUUUUGGUUCAAUUACUUUUCAACAGGUACCAUUUUUUACACACCCGCUCUCUGACCUUCCUCUCCUUCACCCUCAUCCUUUCUGUAGCUCUGCUCCUCUCUAAUGAUGGUCUACUGUCUCAGACACAAAACUCCCACCUGUGUAAAAUUAAAAACUGCAACCGCUACAGAGAAGAGUCAGGAAGGUAAAACCAUGUGCACACACACACACACACACACACACACACACACACACACACACACAUACACACACAUAGUGCUCCCAGUGCUUGUCCAGAGAGUUGGGACUUCUAUACAGGCACAGGAGAUCUGUACUACACGCCAAUGUAUCAGAGCAAAGCGUUAAAAAACAAGGACACCCAUUAGGAUUAAGACACACACACACACACACACACAGCUUGCACUGGGAGAGUGAGCAAGGGAGGGAGGAAGGAAAGGAGGGAGAGAGGGAGGAACGAAAAGGCUCAUUUAACGAGUAGACAGAGGCAGAUGUACGCUGGAGAGAGUGAGAGGUGUGAUGGAAAGCUGACCGGAAAUAAAAAGAGAAAAAAAAAAAAGAAUCAGCAUGGGAGAAAAGAAAAGGAAGAUUUAUGAUAUACUCCAGUUUUGGAAGGAAAGAUUAACAAGGAAGGAGAAUAUUAAUGAAAAGGAGUGAGAAACGGACUGAAUGAGAGAAAGCAAGGGAUACGGCGCUCUCAUAUACUGAGGCAGAAAGACAUCUGGAGUCAAGGAGACCAAUCAAGCAGCACAUGUAAUUGCAGUCAAACAGCCUCUGAGGACUAAGAAAUGAAAUGAUCAGAUGCUGAGACACAAGAAGUUUUUCCAACUAAUGAGACCAUACAGGACAUGCUGAGUUUUAUCUUUCUCACCCACACACUUUGCUUUCAAUGAAGCAUCAUCAUCGUUGGACUGAACAACAUGCCAACUAAGAGACGUCCUUCCCCCUUCAGCUGCGGCUCUGGGGGUUGAGCCAAUCAGGCACAGGCCAUGGGCCGAAAGGCAGCUGACACGACUAAUCCAGUGCCAGCGCUGGGAGGGCGAGGAGUUCUGUCACAGAAAUGGGGACCUCUUUGCAGCGUGGGGGUGCAGACAUCACCAGGACUACGCUCACUUCCCUCCUUAAAAAGGAGGAGUCAGCCAACAGGGACGGCCCAUGGGAAUUCUGUUCCUGUGGAAACUAUGUCUCUAGACAGAGCAAAGCCCCCUUUGGGACAAUUUCGGAACUGCACAAGCAAAGUAUCCCAGCAUGAGACAUCACAAGACGGCAGUGUCUACUGCCAGAUCAAAUCUAUCCAAACAAACCCCAACCAGUCAGGAUGCAGGGGAAAAUCCAAACGGAAUCCUCGCUUCAUCAAUGGCAGUGUAGUAGCAUCUGAAUUAGUAGAAGGGGUCUGUAGUGAGGGGGUGGAGACAGGAGAAGUGGGUCGUCAAAGAGAGACUGAAAUACGAAUUCAGAGACGGGGUCAAUCACUAAAAGGGGAAAAUACAUGUCCUACAGUGCAGUGUGGGAGUGUAAGGUCGUAUGCCACACACCCCCGGCCUUGCCAUGUAAUGACAUCAUCGAGACCAUGCACAGCAUGUGGACGAAAAUUGCAAGCUGCAUCUUGCAUGGCACCUGCAUGCCAUAAACGAGAGACCAGUCAGAUUCAAGCAAGCAUGACCCUUCCAAUGCCACUUAGAAAAGAUGCACCCAGACUGCAGAAGCAGCAAUUUACAGACACACACCCAACUCACACUUCACACACUCAUGCUGGAGGCACACACAAAGAGAGCUCUCUUGAUAAAAGUGACAGAACCAUACAGGAAACAAUGACUCAACCAAAUGAUCCAUCCACACACAUACACAACAAAACAUGUAACAAAAACUCUGCAACUAUACAAAUAUCUACAAAUUCAUGUAAACAAAAAACAUCAGAACACUCACAAACCGACAAAUUACAGACCGGAACACUGAUAAAUAAAACACAGCCAACGGAAUCAACAGCAGCUCAAAAACAUGUCCCAAAAGAUGUACAGCUCACAUCAGAGUACACGAAUAACCAAACUUAUGCAACUAUUGCAUCUGCCCCUUCAUCUGUCUCCACCACCCCUAAACCACCUCCCCCUGUGCUUUCUUUUGGAUCCGACUCACAAACCACACCCACUCUCCCACCUAAAAAUGCUCCCAAUUGCAAACCUUCAGCGCUAACAACAGAACUGGUAUCACCAGACAUUCAGAAUGUCUCAGAGACCAAAGCAACAUCGCAAACUCAACCCCCCAAUCAAGAACUAAAAACUGCGAUGGCUCCAGAAACCAAACCAGAACUGGUAGACUAUCAGCCUCCGCAAAAGAACUUGACAGAAGCACAGAUCCCACUGUGCAAUGGGGUGCCAUCAGCACUACAUGGACUACUGCAGAACAUUGAGGAGAACCUGCUGUCCAACCAAGAGAAGAUUAAGGUUCUUCUCAAUGUCAUUCAGGACCUGGAGAAGAGCAAGGCCAUGAGCGAGGGACGCUGUUCUUACAGAACAGGGCAGGACAUCAACAACUGCUCGACCUGCCAGAAAACAGCCUGCAUCAUUUACAGUGUGGAGCAUGAUUUCCGUCUGCAGGAGGGCCGCUUCCAGAGUGUCCUUGAGGCACUGGACAUGGAAUACGAUGUUGCUUCAUUUCCUAAAACUGACCCCUCUCGACCACGGAACAAGAACCGCAUCAAGAAACUCCGUAAGAAGUGCUUCUGGUGGCUAUAGCCCUCAGCAAUGGCUACCAAGGCAAUGAUUACCGUGCGCAUCGCUAUUACAGCGAGAGGCUCUGUGCAUUCCAAUUACAGGAGACUUGUUCGUAGCCAAGGAACAGCUCUAUGAGCUCGUGGCUUUUAGGUGUGGAAAAGUUUUGACUUGUAAUUAUGGAGUUACACCAGCACUGUCAUCAUGGAGAUAUUAGAUUCCUUUCUAGAAUGCAGCUGUUCAUGAAAAUAAAAGAUCAUGGAACAAUAAUCUCACGUCACAUGUGGCCAAGUCCCGAAAACAAUGGCUUUGAUUUUCGCUCUUCUUUUACUCCAAGAAGUUCUUUUUGUGCCCUUUUCACGACUGGACAGGCAUACCUACCAGGAUAACAGAAAGUGUAAGACAUGUCUGAAGCCCCAAGAGAGCCAAGCGGUGAAGACUCAGGCAGUCAAUAGGCUCUCCUUGAUGAGUGACAGAACUGUGAUUCAAUCAAUACUGCCCUUCACGGUGACUGCCGGAAUGCUAACCCAAUAGAGACAAUCUGUCUCGAAUAGCGAUAUUUCAACACUGUAUUCCCUGACUGAAGGCGAUAUGUAGACUUAGUCUGCACUAACUGCAGUCUAAGUGGUUCUAGGAAUCUUAUUGUGAGUAGAUCAGAUUACAAUCAAAUUUUUUCAACUGGUUGCUUCAAGUGUGACCGUCUUCAAAAGGGCGGUGCAGGAUUCGCACAUUCCAGCGUUAGAAUUUUGAAGUUUUGGUUAAUAUUCCAUCAUUUUUCAUCCUAAUCUCUAUCUACCAUAUUAGUACAGGGGUGGACAUAUCAUAAAUUUGUUAGCUAGCCCUCUAGGCAAGUAAAAGCUCCAAUGUGCUGCCCAGUCCCAGUUUUUGAUUGACCAGAAACCAGUAGUUAUUAAACCAGGAAUAUUCACCCUAUCAUACGAGGAGAUCACAAGUUCGACUCCUAGCGAUGCCACAGCCAUCUGUGGCCAAGGGAGAAAAAUCUGCCAUUCUCUCACGGUGGGAGGGAUAGCAGAUUUUCUCUCUCCUCUCAAUCACAGCGGCAAUAGCCAAUCGUAGGAGUUUGUUUGCUCGUGUAUGUGGAAGAGGGCAGAUAGCACUUUUCUCUGAGUGUGUUACGCUGCUUAGUGAUGAACAGCAGUUUGAAAGACGUUAAGGGGUGAUUACACUACACUUUUCAUUCCGUUGACUUUUGUUCAUACACACGAGAACGCUGGAGACCAGAAACACAAGCUCGUGCGAAGACAUUUCACAUUUUCACUGCCUUCCAAAGUUCAAAUUUGGUGAACUCUGACCUGCGAAUUCGUUUCACAUGAAGACAUGUGACCAACAGAAGAUCAACACGUCAUGGCGUGACCGCUUCAGAAAUACCAAGAACACCACCGAUUAUAGUGGUGUCGCACCUUCCCGUUUUACACCAUUUUAUACAACACAGCUUUACAAGAAUAGAAACUCAACAUCAAAAGAGAAGUUGCCUGGAUUGCGGUGUUGCUUCAUACAGGAAUACAUGGUAUAUUUUAACGUCGCCGUGUGACGUCAGAUCCGGUUGCCGUCCAUAUUCGCAACGGUCUCCGAAGAAAUUUCUCAUGAUGAAAGUCUAGCGUGAACGCCGCUUUAGCCUUUUAGCUAGCAGAUGAGAAUUAGCAGGUGACCAGUUUGGGGAGAAAAUGGAGGAAAACAAUAUUAAUAUCAUCUAAUAAUGUAUGGUGAGUGAGAUAAGGGAGUCAAACAAGUUUAUGAUUACUCUCCUCAUGACAUUUUAGUUAGGAAAAAUACAAAAGUAUCUAGGCACAUCACUGAAACUUCUAUUGAAUUCAACAUUUGCCCUUUAGAGUGUGGAGUGAACCAAUGUUCUUUUCUAUAUACAGGGAAAUAUGUGCUAAUCUCAUAGGUGCAGAAAAAGAGAUUAGGAUGAAAAAGUGGAGUAUUCCUUUAAGCCCGGCUCCCUCACAUUACCACCUGUCCAAGUUGCUCUCCGUAGCAAUAUAUUUUUUGAGACUAAUGUGACAUGUACCUGACACAGAUGAGAAAAAUUACAAUGUAUAUGCAUUAUAAUUUCACAGUGUGACUUCAUUAGUGAAACGGAUGCACACGCACGCACACACGCGCACACACACACACACACACAGUCUUCCACUGUUUUUCUGUCUUGAUCGUAAACACAUCUCCAUUAAUGUAUUUUUGUAAGCUGCUAUUUUAAUAGGCUAAGAUGACAUUACCCAUGAUUCUCCCUGCCUCCCUUUAGCUGUAGCCACAGCUGUUUGUAACUGGUUUAUUUGGGAUGAUAUGAAUAAAAUAUGUAUUUUGAUGCA
Messenger RNA from Ictalurus punctatus (channel catfish), 6096 nucleotides. It is a transcript of the gene insyn2b, whose product is annotated as inhibitory synaptic factor family member 2B. The transcript is spliced from 4 exons. Gene Ontology annotation, cellular component: postsynaptic density. The record is from RefSeq and is a predicted model, not a curated record. The coding region runs from base 2048 to 3790 and encodes 580 amino acids. Lineage: Eukaryota; Metazoa; Chordata; Actinopteri; Siluriformes; Ictaluridae. Gene Ontology annotation, biological process: inhibitory postsynaptic potential.